CCUUGCGCGCUACACCGGGACACCAUCAGAGGGAAUGGAAUAACGUUAUAACGGUACGGAGUGGAGUAGCGUAGUCUCCAGCAUACUGUGAGUGGAUGUUGUUACAGCAUCCUGCAGCUACCGAAUUCGCAAGUGUAUGGCCGCCACCGAGCAAAUAACAUGCAACGAAAUGUUCAGCCGCUGUUGCAGGCUUUAGAGUUUGAAAAGGGGAUUAUCAACUGGAACAACUGUUCAUGUCGAGAUCGUCUGUAUGAAGAUUUAGGAUCUGUAACUGGCGCUUAGAAAUUCGUAUAUGGGACGGAUUCAGAAUCGUGAGGAUGAAUAUCCUAUUCAUAGCCAUCUCAUGUGACGAAUAUUCACCUUGACCUCAGACUGAGAUGCAUCUUGAGAACAGCAAAACCUCCAGUGAGAGGGAAGGAAGAGGAUGCUUGCGGGAUGCAGACACAGCAGAGCUCAGUAAAAUCCAGCACAUCUAAUGGCUGGAGCCCCAACAACUGAGGAAGCUAAAUAAAGGGCUGUCACUCAAAGGCGAAUCAUUUCACGUUCAGCCCCUGCGUCACCGUGCUCGCUACACUGUUAAUGGCAUUGUCUCAGCAGCCAGCUAAGCUGAAGGGAACUUUGUAUGUGUUGAGGGAUUAUAUCCAGACUCGUAGGUUGGAUUGGUCCAGCUGAGACAAGAGGGAAACCCACACGAUCUUGUGGGGACAAUAGACUCCCUAUCGGGGCCAUUUUGCAUGAAGACCAUUUCUUUGCUAGCAGGUUCAUUUGACUGCAUGUAAGAACCACAUUGAAGAGGGCAUGCAGUGGCUGUGCUCUGGUUGCAGCUAACGGACAGCUUGCCAGUUUUUCUUGAUAGUCUUCUUUUUAAUUCCCCCAAAAAAAACUGGUGAAAGUUUGGAGGGCACCCACUAUGGAAGGACAUUGCUCUUUUUAUAGGUUUGACUAAGAAUACGUGUACCUUUACGGAAUCACUGUUUUGUUACAAAAGGGGGGGGAAAGAUUGCUGCCCCCCCAAAAAAAAAAACUUAGUGGGACGAGCAGUCAAGGGGUGCAUGUCAGACACUGCUGAGCUGCAGAAUGAAGCUGAAGAAGCAAGUUACCGUGUGUGGUGGUGCCAUUUUCUGCGUGGCUGUCUUCUCACUCUAUCUCAUGCUGGAUCGAGUCCAACAUGACCCAGCCAGGCGCCAGAACGCUGGCAAUUUCCCCAGGAGCCAGAUCUCCGUGUUGCAGAACCGCAUCGAGCAGCUCGAGCAGCUCCUGGAGGAGAACCACCAGAUCAUCAGCCACAUUAAGGACUCUGUGCUGGAGCUGACUGACACGGGCGCUGUGGCUCCGAGUGGUCAGCUGCCCUUCCGCAGUGCUAACGGUUCCUGGGUGCUACCCUUUGAUGGACGCCCCACCUUCCUUUCCGUCAUGCCACAGGAUUGCCAGUUUGCCCUGGGAAGGCGUAAGGACACUGAACUACAGAUGUUGGACGUGUACUCACUGUUGAACUUUGACAACGUGGAUGGAGGAGUGUGGAAACAGGGCUUUGAGAUCUCCUACGAGCCAAACGAGUGGGACAAGGAGCCGCUGCAGGUGUUUGUGGUGCCACACUCUCACAAUGAUCCAGGAUGGAUUAAAACCUUUGACAAGUAUUACAGUGACCAGACACAACACAUCUUCAAUAACAUGUUGGUGAAGUUGGCUGAGGAUCCCAGACGCAAGUUCAUUUGGUCUGAGAUUUCCUUUCUUGCCAAGUGGUGGGACAGUGUGGACACCCAGAAGCAAGAAACCAUGCGCAAGCUAAUCCUCAGCGGGCAGUUGGAAAUUGUGACAGGAGGCUGGGUAAUGACAGAUGAGGCUAAUGUUCAUUACUUCGCCAUGAUUGACCAGCUUAUCGAGGGUCACCAGUGGCUGGAGAAGAAUAUAGGAGUGACCCCCCGCUCUGGCUGGGCAGUUGACCCCUUUGGCCACAGUGCCACCAUGCCCUACCUGCUGAAGAGGGCUAAUCUGACCAGCAUGCUUAUUCAGAGAGUCCAUUACUCCAUCAAGAAACACCUUGCUUUCAGCCGCAACCUGGAGUUCAUGUGGAGGCAGGCAUGGGAUACUGAUUCCAGCACAGAUAUCUUCUGCCACAUGAUGCCCUUCUACAGCUACGAUGUCCCUCACACAUGUGGGCCUGAUCCCAAGAUCUGCUGCCAGUUUGAUUUUAAGAGGCUUCCCGGGGGCAGGGUGAAUUGUCCCUGGAAAGUGCCGCCCCGGGCCGUUGUGGAAGCUAAUGUGGCCGAGAGGGCAACCCUCCUUCUAGAUCAAUAUCGGAAGAAGUCAAAGCUGUUCCGCAGCAAAGUGGUUUUGGUUCCUCUGGGGGAUGAUUUCCGUUACGAUAAGGCUCUGGAGUGGGACCAGCAGUACCUCAACUACCAGAAGCUCUUUGAUUACAUGAAUUCACACCCAGAGAUGCACGUUCAUGCUCAGUUUGGGACUCUGACAGACUACUUCAAUGCGAUUUACAAAAUGAACGGAGUGGCUCAAGGAGCAAGACCACCAGACUAUCCUGUGUUGAGUGGAGAUUUCUUUGCAUAUGCUGACCGAGAGGACCAUUACUGGAGCGGGUAUUACACCUCCCGGCCAUUCUACAAGAACUUCGAUCGUGUUCUGGAAUCCCAUCUGAGGGGUGCAGAGAUCCUUUACAGCCUGGCCGUGGCUCACGCACGCCACCUGGGCAUGGAAGGCCGCUACCCUGUCUCAGACUACACCUUCCUGACUGACGCUCGCCGCAGUGUCGGUCUCUUCCAGCACCACGAUGCCAUCACAGGCACAGCCAAAGAAGCUGUUGUAAUCGACUAUGGGACCAAGUUACUCCGAUCCCUCAUGGGUUUAAAGAAAGUGAUUAUCAACGCAGCACACUUUCUUAUUCUGAAGAACAAGGAUCUUUACCGCUUCUACCAGACAGAACCUUUCCUGGAGACGGAUGACAGGCGUGCAACACAAGACUCCCUGCCCCAGCGCACACUGAUUGAACUGGACCCCUCUCCCAGGUACUUGGUGUUGUUUAACCCGGUCGAGCAGGAGCGCCUGUGUGUGGUCACGGUUUUGGUGAACACAGCACGAGUUCGUGUGCUGACGGAAGAUGGGCAGACCCUCCCGGCACAGUUAAGUGCCCAAUGGACCUCACCCAGUGAGAUGAGCCCCGAUGGAUACCAGGUCUCCUUCAUGGCUCGCCUUCCAGCUCUGGGCUUGGCUGUGUUCCACCUCUACGACUCCUUUGACUCGCCCCUGACUUUGCGUUCUGAUGCUGCCCUUCGGCUGAACGGGCGAGGGCUAACCGUGCGAGGAGUGGACCCUCUGCCGCUGCGGACACUUGCUGCCGACGAGCGCCGCUUCUACAUCCAUAGCCAGUCCCUCACAUUGGGCUUCUCGGGAACCACAGGCCUGUUGGAGAGCAUCCGCCGCAAGGAUGACCCACAGGAGGUGAGGGUGCAAAUGGAAAUGCUAAUCUAUGGCACACGACCUUCCAAGGACAAGAGCGGAGCCUACCUCUUCCUCCCAGAUGGAAAAGCCAAACCAUACACUCAGAAGGAGCGGCCUGUAGUGCGUGUGGUUGAGGGCCCCCUCUUUUCUGAAGUUGUGUCACACUACCAGCACUUCCAGCUCACUGUUCGCAUUAACAAUGUUCCAGGGGUGGAUGGCCUCUCUCUGGACAUCACCACCUUGGUGGACAUCAGAGAUCAGGCCAAUAAAGAGCUUGCCAUGCGAUUGGUCACUGACAUCCAGAGCAAGGAUACCUUCUUCACAGACCUUAAUGGCUUCCAGAUUCAACCACGACGCUACUUCAAGAAGCUCCCGCUCCAGGCAAACUUCUACCCCAUGCCCACCAUGGCUUACAUCCAGGACACCCAGUACCGCCUCACCCUGCACACAGCUCAGGCCCUAGGAGUGGCGAGCCUGGAUAGUGGCCAGUUGGAGGUCAUCCUAGACAGGCGUCUGAUGCAGGACGACAACCGUGGACUGGGACAGGGGCUGAAGGACAACAAGAGAACUGCCAACAAAUUCCGCAUCCUACUGGAGAGAAGAGCAGGCGCCAGCAAGGCACUGGACAGUGGUCCUAUCAGCUUCCCUUCACUUCUCAGCCAUAUGACUUCAGCCAUCCUGAACCAUGAGGUCUUGGCCCUGCCGGUGGUGCCGAAGAAGCGGGGGGUGCCACCCCUUCGCACAUUCAGCCCUUUGUCGGCUGCGCUGCCCUGCGACAUUCACCUGCUUAACCUGCGCAGCAUACAGGGCCAGCAGGAGCAUGUCCCGUCGCCCUACACUGCGCUCAUCCUGCAUCGCAAAGGUCUGGACUGCAGUUUGGAAGCCCAGAACCCUGGCUUCAACUGCAGCACCACGCAGGGCAGGCUGGCCAUUGCAGGAUUACUCCAGAGCCUGGAUGUGCAUCUGCUCCAGCCCAUGUCCCUGUCCCUCAUGUUCUCCAGCACACCCCUAACCAACACUUCUGUCAUCCACCUGGACCCCAUGGAGAUCUCUACCUUCAGGAUCAAACUGCGCUAGCUGGCGUUCGCUCACCACGUGGCUGGAACUCUAUCCACUGUGUGCAACCUGUGCACAGCGGGAGCUGGCCCAGCCCUCAGACUGGAAGAACAAUCACCUCUUGUGUGUGCACGUGUGUGUGUACACGUGUGUGUAUGUAUAUAAAUAGAAAUAUAUGUAUGUAUGCGUGUGUGUGUGUAUAUAUAUAUAUAUAUGCGCACACACACAAACAUACAGGCGUAUUGACGAACUCUCAAUGAGUCUGAGCUACAGGACAGCCUUGUUUACAAGAUGUGGGCAUGAGGAGCUGACACUAACUGUGGAUGUGGAAGCAACAGAGAUCCCAGAGAGGGUUGUGCUCAUGAACGAUACCAUUAGUCUCAACCCGUGGGGGUCUUGCUGUGAGCCAGGAGCAGCUGCAGGAAAUGCUCAAGCCAUCGUCUUUGCCUUUUCUUGGUGGGGGAACUAGAGUGUUUGCUCUUAUCAGUGAAGGAUAUAACCGUUAUUUAGCAAAUGAGCUUUAAGGUUGAUUUUUCAGAGCCUGUUAUGUGGUGGACUUUGUCUGCCCUGUAUUAAUACAGUGCAGGGAAUAGAUACUGGAAAAUUAUUUUAAAAAUGAAUGAAUAGUGCACCUUUAACAUCAAUGCCAUUAUAGGCUCUGCUGUAGUUACUCUGGCCAGUAAUCAUAAAUUUAAUCAAUUUAUGCAAAUGGUGAAUACUGAAAAGGAGAUUAUUGAAGAAUCAACAUAGGAUUUUACUGACUUUUUUUAUUUUUUUUAAUUUUUAAAAACUGAUUGUGAUUUGUUCAUUGUAGGGAGUGGUAUGGUAAGUAAUUUGACAUUUUCUGGUAUCACUGACCUUCCAAAGCUAAUGCCUGAUCUUUUUUUUUCCCCUCUUUUUCUUGAUGAUCCUUUCAAACCAUAAUAGAUGACCUUGCAGCCUACCGCCUCAAACAUUUUUUAAUCUUGUGAAUUGAUUCAAACAAUGCACAAGUCCACCGAGGCCCUAUUAUACUGUCUUUUCUAGUUGAGUCAAUGGUGCAUAAUCAACAAUGAAAUAUUAAUUUAUUACUUGAGGUUCUCAUACAUCUGUGUUCUAGUGUUUGUGUGCCAUGGCCAGGAAAAUGACAUUGUGUACUAUACUGUAUGCAGUAGAACAUAAUACCUCAUAUUUGAAAUAUGAAAACUUGGCAUGUAUUCGAUGUGAAAACUUCUGUGAAGAUGGGACAGAAGGUGUGUGGGCAAGGCAGUUGAGUAGUGCUGCACUACGGUCGUCUUGGAGCCCAGACCAACCCUGCCUGUGGGGCAAAGAGUGCCACCCCCACCCGCCCCAGUCACACCUGUGUUCCUCUGCUCUCGCUCCCGGUACAACACACUUUGUAGAGAAAUGUCUUUUGUAUAUUGUUUUUGUUGUCGCUCUAGGUUUUUGCUAAAUGAAAUGAGAAAAAGUUAAAAACACCCCCACCCUCCCUUUGUGUUCCUCUUUAUUGCUGGUGGUGUUUAUUAAAAAGAGAAAAUGCAUAUAAUAUGUAAAAUUAAGCAAAUCUGCAGGAGUUGGCAUUGAAUAAAAUUAAAACAAAACA
Scleropages formosus (Asian bonytongue) is the source of this 6091-nucleotide messenger RNA. It is a transcript of the gene man2a2, whose product is annotated as mannosidase, alpha, class 2A, member 2. Lineage: Eukaryota; Metazoa; Chordata; Actinopteri; Osteoglossiformes; Osteoglossidae. Gene Ontology annotation, molecular function: alpha-mannosidase activity; carbohydrate binding. The record is from RefSeq and is a predicted model, not a curated record. The coding region runs from base 1078 to 4530 and encodes 1150 amino acids. Gene Ontology annotation, biological process: mannose metabolic process; protein deglycosylation; N-glycan processing. The transcript has 24 exons. Gene Ontology annotation, cellular component: Golgi membrane.